Messenger RNA from Anopheles marshallii, 2055 nucleotides. RefSeq names its product frizzled-2 (gene fz2). Lineage: Eukaryota; Metazoa; Arthropoda; Insecta; Diptera; Culicidae. The record is from RefSeq and is a predicted model, not a curated record. Gene Ontology annotation, cellular component: plasma membrane. Gene Ontology annotation, biological process: non-canonical Wnt signaling pathway; canonical Wnt signaling pathway. The transcript has a single exon. The coding region runs from base 1 to 2055 and encodes 684 amino acids. Gene Ontology annotation, molecular function: Wnt-protein binding; Wnt receptor activity.
AUGGCACAAGCACGAAGUAAACACAGAUGGCAAACAAUGCGAAGUGCAUUGCAACACACCAGCGUACGCUGCUUCACUUGCGUACUGCCGAUGCUGUUGUUGCUGAUCAGCGGAAGGGUCGAUGGUAGCUAUCACUCCGGCGUUAGCCCAAUGCCGCACGUGCCAGCUGUACCGAAAGACCCCAAUUCACGUUGCGAAGAAAUCACAAUCCCAAUGUGCCGCGGUAUCGGAUACAAUCUAACCUCGUUCCCGAACGAGAUGAACCACGAAACGCAGGAGGAAGCUGGACUAGAGGUGCAUCAAUUUUGGCCACUGGUAGAAAUCAAAUGUUCACCGGAUUUGAAAUUCUUCCUUUGUUCGAUGUACACCCCGAUCUGCAUCGAGGACUACCACAAACCGUUACCGGUGUGUCGCAGCGUGUGUGAACGGGCGAGAGCCGGCUGUGCACCGAUUAUGGAGUCAUACAGCUUCAACUGGCCAGAGCGAAUGGCCUGUGAAAAUCUACCUGUUUCGGGGGAUAGUGAUAAUUUGUGCAUGGAAAUGCCGAAUGAGGAAGAGCACGGAGAUCGUGGUACCGGAGGUACAUCCGCCGGCGGUAGUGGUGGAUCGGGACAUUCGAACAAACCGACGCGUAAAUCCCACGGAGGUAGUGGUGGCCAAAACAGCGGUGGUGGCAACCAGCAAAACAACAAAUGCAAGGGCAAGAAUUCAAAAAACUGCCAAAAUCCCCCAGGGGAAAGAACAAAAGAGUGCAUGUGCCGGUGCCGGGAGCCACUGGUCCCCCUGGGGAGGGAAAGCACCACAACACUACUGCACCAUCACGGCAGCCUAAGCAGCAACCAAAGUGUAAAAAGGGUCGGCGACGUGCAAAACUGCGCGAUCCCGUGCCGGGGAGCGUUCUUCACCCAGGAGGAAAAGGACUUCGCCGGCAUUUGGAUAGCGCUGUGGUCCGGCCUCUGCGGCAUAAGCACCCUAAUGACACUGACCACCUUCCUCAUCGACACCGAAAGGUUCAAAUACCCUGAGAGACCGAUCGUUUUCCUGUCCGCGUGCUACUUCAUCGUUUCCUGUGGCUAUCUGACGCGCAUCUUUCUCGGCCACGACGAAAUUGCAUGCGAUGGGAAAUCGAUCAAAUAUCCUUCGACAGGCCAGAGUUCCUGCACUAUGAUUUUCAUUAUGAUUUACUUCUUCGGCAUGGCGUCGUCGAUAUGGUGGGUGAUCCUAUCGUUCACGUGGUUCUUGGCGGCCGGGUUGAAAUGGGGCAAUGAAGCGAUUUCGAAACAUUCGCAGUAUUUCCAUUUGGCCGCGUGGCUCAUUCCGACCGUGCAGACUGUGUCGGUUUUACUGCGACCCGCCGUUGACGGGGAUCCUGUGGCAGGAAUUUGCUACGUCGGCAACACCUCCGUCGAGAAUCUGAAGAACUUCGUGCUGGCUCCGUUGUUUAUGUAUCUGGUAGUCGGAACCACCUUCUUGAUGGCCGGAUUUGUAUCGCUGUUCCGCAUUAGAUCCGUAAUCAAGCAACAGGGUGGUAUCGGUGCCGGUUCCAAGGCAGACAAACUAGAGAAACUGAUGAUUCGGAUAGGAAUCUUCAGUGUGCUGUACACUGUGCCGGCAACAAUCGUCAUCGGUUGCCAUCUGUACGAGGCGUCCUAUUUCGAGGACUGGAUGACCGGACUAACGUGUCCGUGCAAGGUGGCACCUGGCCUUCGACAGAAACCGCUCUACUCGGUGCUCAUGUUGAAGUACUUCAUGGCGUUAGCCGUCGGCAUUACGUCUGGCGUUUGGAUUUGGUCCGGGAAAACAGUUGAUUCGUGGCGGCGGCUCUGGAGAAGACUGUUCGGUUCGCCUGACCCAACUGGUGCGGGACAGGUGCUGAUUAAGCCGCGACCUCCACUACCCCAACCGUACGCUACGUCCGGCAUCGGUGUGCCAGGAUCGGCGGCAGCCUCACUACUGGCUACACCAUACACACAAACCGUUGGCAGUGUGGCUUCCACCAGCCACCACCACCUGCACCAUCACGUUCUCAAGCAGGCACCGCUUAGUCACGUAUGA